AUGUGGUUCAGGCUGCAUGUUCGGCGGCCAGUGCGGCGACUCCUCCCGUUCCUCGACCCGUUCAUCACCGUAGACAUUGCCAGCAUCCGCUACGACUUGACGGACAAGAUCAAGUCGAACGACGCGUUCGAGGAGGUGAAGGCCUACCUGAGCACGGCCUGCUCGCGCGAGGCGCGCCAGCUCUGUGCCGAGGGCGCCGCCGACGGCAGUGGCUUCGUGAUCAGCCUGCGGGACGGGGAGGAGGUGGCCGACGAGUUCCGGGGCAUUACCAUAUGGUGGUCGGCAAUGCCGGAAGGAAAUAAUGGCCAGAGGUGCUGCCGGCUGACAUUCCACGAGCGGCACCGGAAGCUCGUCGUCGACGAGUACCUUCCGCAUGUACGCGAGAGCGGCCGCGAUGCCAUGUCUGGCAACCGACGCCGCAGGCUCUACACCAACAAGAAGCAUAUCACCUACUCUACUAGCCGGAAAGAUGUGUGGAGCUACAUUGACUUCGACCAUCCAACCACGUUCGACACGCUCGCCAUGAACCCUACCAAGAAGCAGAAGAUCAUCGACGACCUCGAUGACUUCCGCGGCAGCAAGGAGUACUACCGUCGCAUCGGCAAGGCAUGGAAGCGUGGCUACCUCCUAUACGGCCCGCCAGGCACAGGCAAGUCCACAAUGAUCGCCGCCAUGGCCAACUACCUCAACUAUGACAUCUACGACAUCGAACUGACCACGCUGGCCGACAACAACGACCUGCGCAAACUUUUCAUCGAGACGACGGGCAAGUCGAUCAUUGUCAUUGAGGACAUCGACUGCUCCCUUGAUUUGACUGGCAGCCGCGCGAUGACCUUGCCAACACCAAUGACUGAUAAUAAGAAGCGCAAGUGGGACGACAGCAUAUUGACCUUGUCUGGACUUCUUAACUUCAUCGACGGGCUCUGGUCGUCAGCGCACAGCGGGGAGCGGAUAAUCGUGUUCACGACCAACCACCUGGACAAGCUCGACGCUGCGCUGAUCCGACGAGGGAGGAUGGACAUGCACGUGGAAAUGUCAUAUUGUCAGUUCGAGGCGUUCAAGACGCUGGCCAAGAAUUACCUCGGUGUGGACGCGCACCCGCUGUUCGACACCAUCAAGGAGCUGCUACAGACGGUGCAGAUAACCCCGGCGGAUGUCGCUGAGUGUUUGAUGGCGUCCAAGCGCAACACCGGUAACGUGGACUCUUGUAUCAGCCGUCUAAUCGACGAGCUGAGGAAGAAGAUCAGAAAAAACAAAACGUCCGAUGAUUAUGAGGACAGGUAUGAUAAGACACAGGAAGAUCAGCAGGAGAAGGAGGGUGCUCCAUUGAAAAGAGCCAAGAAGGAUAACGUUGAUGCCAUCUUGGAAAGCCUGGACAACGGAAGAGCUAGCAGUCUGAGCUCUGGACGUUCUUCUUUUUCUUCUGCUUCUUCUUCUGCUGGGUCUGAUGAUAAUAACUAG
Lolium rigidum is the source of this 1461-nucleotide messenger RNA. Its product is annotated as AAA-ATPase At3g28610-like. Lineage: Eukaryota; Viridiplantae; Streptophyta; Magnoliopsida; Poales; Poaceae. The record is from RefSeq and is a predicted model, not a curated record. The transcript is spliced from 3 exons. Bases 1 to 1461 code for a protein of 486 amino acids. Gene Ontology annotation, molecular function: ATP hydrolysis activity; ATP binding.